Apis florea (little honeybee) is the source of this 1902-nucleotide messenger RNA. It is a transcript of the gene kra, whose product is annotated as basic leucine zipper and W2 domain-containing protein kra. Gene Ontology annotation, cellular component: membrane; cytoplasm. Gene Ontology annotation, molecular function: protein binding. The record is from RefSeq and is a predicted model, not a curated record. Lineage: Eukaryota; Metazoa; Arthropoda; Insecta; Hymenoptera; Apidae.
ACGCUCGAAAUGCAAAUUCGAGUAUCCUAUCUAUUCCUUGUCAAUUGUGGCUUCUCUUCAAGUUGAUUCUCUUCGGUUUCGCUGAUCUCAAGUGCUCAAAAUCCUCUUUGAGAUAUUUCGUAUCGCCCUUAUACACCUGAAAAGGGGUAGUUCUACAGUUGGACGUGCAUCUAAAAAGGUAUUGUAUGAGUCAAAAAAUAGAAAAACCAAUAUUAUCAGGUCAACGCAUAAAGACCAGAAAAAGAGAUGAAAAAGAAAAAUAUGACCCAAUGGGAUUUCGAGAUGCGAUUUUGCUUGGUUUGGAAAAGGCUGGUAACGACUUAGAUGCAAUUUCAAAGUACUUGGACGCAGCUGGCUCUAAAUUAGAUUACCGCCGAUAUGGGGAGGACUUAUUUGACAUCUUAAUAGCUGGUGGACUUUUGGUUCCAGGCGGUUCUAUUGCUCAAGAUGGUGAUAAACCAGUUAAAACUACUGCUUGUGUUUUUGAACAACCAGAAGAUAUGGAAUCUAUGCGAAAUUUUGAACAAGUUUUUAUCAAGCUUAUGAGACGUUAUAAAUAUCUGGAAAAAAUGUUUGAAGAAGAAAUGAAAAAAGUAUUGGUUUUUAUGAAAGGUUUUACUCCUAAAGAAAGAAUAAAAUUAGCUAGAAUGACAGCUCUAUGGAUAUCUAAUGGUUCUGUUCCACCUACUGUUUUAUCAGUUUUAAUUAAUGAACAUCUGGUUAAAGACAACUUAGCAUUAGACUUUCUAUUAGAAGUUUUUGUCACUUGGAGACAGGAAAAAGGUCUAUCAAGUUUAAUGACUGCAUUGAAAAAAGGCAAUAUUGAAGGAAGGUUAAUGGAAUUUGUGCCGCCUAAUAAACGAACCGAAGAGUAUUUUCGAUCUGUAUUUGAAGCUGUUGGUCUUGCAGACAUUGUAAAAUUACAUAAAGCUCAAGCAAGUCAAGAAGCAAAACGAGACUUGCAACAACUAUUAUUGGAUGAUUUGGCUGAUAAUCGUCCUUUAAAAGAUAUUAUACUUGAUCUCAAAGAAAUGGCACAAAAGAGUGGUAUUCCUGAACAUGAAGUUAUUGGCCUGAUUUGGCUUGUAGUUAUGGGUCAAGCUGAAUGGAAUAAAAAAGAAGAAUUAGUGGCUGACCAAGCACUGAAACAUUUAAAAGUAUACACUCUACUGUUUGAUGCUUUUACAACCACUGCCAGAUCUGAGCAUGCGCUUAUUCUCAAGGUCCAGGAAUUUUGUUAUGAGAAUAUGAACUUUAUGAAAGUCUUCCAAAAAAUUGUUUUACUAUUUUAUAAAACGGAUGUAAUAUCGGAAGAAGUAAUUUUGAAAUGGUAUAAGGAAGGCCAUUCUGUUAAAGGAAAAAUGAUGUUUUUAGAUCAAAUGAAAAAAUUCGUUGAGUGGUUACAAAAUGCAGAAGAAGAAUCUGAAUCAGGAGAAGAAGAAGAUUAAAAACACAAAAAAUAAUAUAAGCUUCAUUAUCAAAAAAAAAAAAAUAUAUAUAUAUAUAUUUGGAUUUUAUCCAAAAUUUUUAAAAUGGAUCAAAAUAUGAACUGAAAUUGGAUUGCACUGAUAAAUGAAAAUUUUGAAAAAAUAAAGUUUGUAUCAUUCUGAGACAUACUAUAUCAAGACAAGUAUAUACAGUUUUUUAAUCAUUAAUGAAUAAAAAACAUUAUCAUCUAAUUAGCAAAGGAGAUUGUAAAUUGACAGUGUCUUUAAAUUGUAUUACUUUAAGAAAAAAUAUUUUGUGUUACAUUUUUAUAACACCGCUACAAAAUAUAUACAGAAUAACAAGUUAAUGAAGAAAAGAUCUUUACCCCUGUGUACGUAUAAUUUUCAAACCCACAUUCUUUGUAUGAUAAUAUUGUACUAGUUUUUAGAAAAUAUAUUGUCAGGUGGUGUUUAA